AUGAUUAUUCGUUCGCCGGAACCAGAAGUGAAGAUUUUGGUGGAUAGGGAUCCCAUAAAAACUUCAUUCGAGGAAUGGGCCAGACCCGGCCAUUUCUCAAGGACAAUAGCUAAGGGCCCUGAUACUACCACUUGGAUCUGGAACCUACAUGCUGAUGCUCACGAUUUCGAUAGCCAUACCAAUGAUUUGGAGGAGAUCUCCCGAAAAGUAUUUAGUGCUCAUUUCGGUCAACUAUCCAUCAUCUUUCUUUGGUUGAGUGGCAUGUAUUUCCAUGGAGCCCGUUUUUCCAAUUAUGAAGCGUGGCUGAGCGACCCUACUCACAUCGGACCCAGUGCCCAGGUGGUUUGGCCGAUAGUGGGUCAAGAAAUAUUGAAUGGCGAUGUAGGCGGAGGUUUCCGAGGAAUACAAAUAACCUCUGGAUUUUUUCAGAUUUGGCGAGCGUCGGGAAUAACUAGUGAAUUACAACUUUAUUGUACUGCAAUUGGAGCAUUGAUCUUUGCAGCGUUAAUGCUUUUUGCCGGUUGGUUCCAUUAUCACAAAGCUGCUCCAAAAUUGGCUUGGUUCCAAGAUGUAGAAUCCAUGUUGAACCACCACUUAGCAGGGUUACUAGGACUUGGGUCUCUUUCUUGGGCAGGGCAUCAAGUACAUGUAUCUUUACCUAUUAACCAAUUUCUGAACGCUGGGGUGGAUCCUAAGGAAAUACCACUUCCUCAUGAAUUUAUCUUGAAUCGGGAUCUUUUGGCUCAACUUUAUCCCAGUUUUGCAGAGGGAGCAACCCCGUUUUUCACCCUGAAUUGGUCAAAAUACGCGGAAUUUCUUACUUUUCGUGGAGGGUUAGAUCCAGUAACAGGAGGUCUAUGGCUAACCGAUAUUGCACACCAUCAUUUGGCUAUUGCAAUUCUUUUCCUGAUAGCUGGUCACAUGUAUAAGACCAACUGGGGCAUUGGUCAUGACCUGAAAGAUAUUUUAGAGGCUCAUAAGGGUCCGUUUACAGGUGAGGGUCAUAAGGGCCUCUAUGAGAUCCUAACAACGUCAUGGCAUGCUCAAUUAGCUCUGAAUUUAGCUAUGUUAGGUUCUUUAACCAUUGUAGUAGCCCACCAUAUGUACUCUAUGCCCCCUUAUCCAUACCUAGCUACUGAUUAUGGUACACAACUUUCGUUGUUCACGCAUCACAUGUGGAUCGGUGGAUUUCUCAUAGUUGGUGCUGCUGCACAUGCAGCAAUUUUUAUGGUAAGAGACUAUGAUCCAACUACUCGAUACAACGAUCUAUUAGAUCGUGUCCUUAGGCACCGAGAUGCAAUCAUAUCACAUCUUAACUGGGUGUGUAUAUUUCUAGGCUUUCACAGUUUUGGCUUGUAUAUUCAUAAUGAUACUAUGAGCGCUUUGGGGCGUCCCCAAGAUAUGUUUUCAGAUACCGCUAUACAAUUACAACCUAUCUUUGCUCAAUGGAUACAAAACACUCAUGCUUUAGCACCUAGCGCAACAGCUCCUGGUGCAACAGCGGGCACCAGCUUGACUUGGGGGGGUGGUGAUUUAGUAGCAGUAGGCGGCAAAGUAGCUUUGUUACCUAUUCCACUGGGAACCGCAGAUUUUUUGGUACAUCACAUUCAUGCAUUUACGAUCCAUGUAACUGUAUUGAUACUACUGAAAGGUGUUCUAUUUGCCCGCAGUUCUCGUUUGAUACCUGAUAAAGCAAAUCUUGGUUUUCGUUUCCCUUGUGACGGACCCGGAAGAGGGGGAACAUGCCAAGUCUCCGCCUGGGAUCAUGUCUUCCUAGGUCUAUUCUGGAUGUACAAUGCGAUUUCGGUAGUAAUUUUCCAUUUCAGCUGGAAGAUGCAGUCAGAUGUUUGGGGUAGUAUAAGUGAUCAAGGGGUGGUAACUCAUAUCACGGGGGGAAACUUUGCACAGAGUUCCAUUACAAUUAAUGGGUGGCUAAGAGAUUUUUUAUGGGCACAGUCCUCCCAAGUAAUCCAGUCUUAUGGCUCUUCAUUAUCCGCCUAUGGUCUUUUCUUCUUAGGUGCUCAUUUUGUCUGGGCCUUCAGUUUAAUGUUUCUAUUUAGCGGUCGUGGUUAUUGGCAAGAACUCAUUGAAUCCAUCGUCUGGGCUCAUAACAAAUUAAAAGUUGCUCCUGCUACUCAGCCUAGAGCCUUGAGCAUUAUACAAGGACGCGCUGUAGGAGUAACCCAUUACCUUCUGGGUGGAAUUGCCACAACAUGGGCAUUCUUCUUAGCAAGAAUUAUUUCAGUAGGAUAA
Messenger RNA from Nymphaea colorata (pocket water lily), 2253 nucleotides. NCBI's taxonomy places the organism in Eukaryota, Viridiplantae, Streptophyta, Magnoliopsida, Nymphaeales, Nymphaeaceae. The record is from the annotation of a RefSeq genome assembly.